AAUUAGCAGCUGAAGGCGGCGGAGGUAGGAAGCGGCGCAGCUAUGGAGAAUGGCGACGACUGGUUCGCCAUUGACAAGCUCUACCACGUUCUCUUCUGCUUCUUCGUCUCGAUCGUUUUCUCCGCCGUCUCUAGCCGGAGCCGGCGUCCUUUCAUCAGGCGGCGCAGCAGUUGGCUAGGAUCCGUCGCCUCGUUAGCCGCCGGCGCCGCGAAGGAGUUCGCCGAUGAAUUCGGAUAUUUCAAAUCCGCCGGCGCAUCCGCGAAGGACGCCGUCGCUGAUCUCGUCGGAAUCCUGCUCGCCGCCGCGAUGCUUUAUUUGUUUAAUCGUAGGGCGUCCUUUUCUUCUCCGGCGAGAUCCGACGGCGCCGGUCGCACUCAAGCGGUCGAAUUGGUUUGAACCGGCGCCGGGAUUCGUUUACGCUGGAAUUUCCUUUGUAUAACAUAUUAUCUUCGAUUCAUGCCGAACCGGACCGGUCCAAAUUUAGAUAAAAAAAUGUGAGAAUAGAAUGCAAUUUUUCUUUCACCAUCUCUAAUUUAUA
This is a messenger RNA of Andrographis paniculata, 538 nucleotides long. RefSeq lists its product as uncharacterized. Lineage: Eukaryota; Viridiplantae; Streptophyta; Magnoliopsida; Lamiales; Acanthaceae. The record is from RefSeq and is a predicted model, not a curated record. Bases 43 to 396 code for a protein of 117 amino acids. The transcript has a single exon.